This is a messenger RNA of Nyctereutes procyonoides (raccoon dog), 1988 nucleotides long. RefSeq names its product HIRA interacting protein 3 (gene HIRIP3). The coding region runs from base 57 to 1769 and encodes 570 amino acids. NCBI's taxonomy places the organism in Eukaryota, Metazoa, Chordata, Mammalia, Carnivora, Canidae. The record is from RefSeq and is a predicted model, not a curated record. Gene Ontology annotation, cellular component: nucleus. The transcript has 7 exons.
GUGACGGAGGCCGAGAAGAAAAAAAGGCGGGAGCCACCAAUUCCAGGUGGAGCAAAAUGGCGCGGGAGAACGAGAUGCAGGAGUUCAUCUGUAGUUUUUUCCGAGGCCGCCCGGACCUCAGCACGCUCACGCACUCCAUCGUGCGGCGGAGGUUCUUGGCUUACGCGGGCCGCGACCACCUGGAACCCGACGAGAAGCAGGCGUUGAAGCGGCUAGUGGAAAAGGAGCUGCUGAAGGUGCAGGUGGAUGAAGCAGGUGCCAGGGAAGAGAAGGUAGAUCUUGCCAAGAAGGCAAAGAGGCCUCCCACCACGAGCAGCGGCCCCCAGAGGAAAAGGUUCCGUUUCAAUUCGGAGUCAGAGCCCAGUUCUGCAGCCUCCAGUCCAGACUGCUUUGGCCCCACAGCAGAGAAUGAGAUGGUGGCAGCAGAAGUCAGUCCAACUGAGGAGAGUCCAAAGCCAGCUUCAAAGAAAGCAGUUGAGGAGAGUAGUGAUAAAGAAGAACAGCAGAGGGGCCUGACUGCAAAGACUGGAUUAGAGGUGGAGAAGGAGAGCAGUGAGGAGGAAGAGGGCUCUGCCAGAACAAGUAAGGUCUCCAAGGAAGAGAGCGAGGAAGAGGAGGAGGAGGAAUCUAAAGGCAGGAUUAGGAAGAAACCAGUGACAAAGAAUAAGCAGGCACCAAGCAAAACUUCAGCCAGUAGGAAGCAGGCAAGGGAGGAGAGUGAGGACAGUGAGAAGGAACCUACCCAGAGGACAAGAAAGGCAGAGGGAAAGAAAGGUACUAAAAGCCACCAGGAAAGUGAAAAGGAUAGCGAGGAGGAGGACACCCUAGCCAAGAAGAAAGACAACAGAGAGGAAGAGGAGCAUUGGAAAGCUGGAGCCGGGAGCAAUGGAGGGAAUAAGCCAGCAUGGGAGAGGAGCUGUAAGCAGAAAAGCAGGGCAGCAAGACUGCUGGGAGACUCAAGGGACAGAGAGGAAGAAAAGGAAAAAGCAGAGACAAGUAGUGGAGAUAACAGCGGGGGAGAUGAAGAGUCCCUAGUGCAGAGAAAGAGAAAGGACAGGACCCCACGGAAGGGUGGGAAAAGGCAGAGUGGAAGCAGCGAGGAUGAGGAAGACAGCUGGAGAAAGGUGAAACCAACUACUGAAGGCACUGGAAAGACAGCAGAAGUGGGCAGUAUAGGUGAGGCGAGUGACUCGGAGAGGGAGGUGAGUGACAGUGAGGUAGGGGAUAGCCCUAAGCGGGAGACAGAGAAUCAGUCUUCCAAGAAGAGCUCCAGAAGGGGCAGGACCCGAAGCUUCUCCUCUUCCACAGAUGGCAGUCCGGAACCCAAAGGCAGGAAGGCUGGCUCUGGUCGCUGUGGUGAGGACCACCCAGCUGUGACGAGGCUAAAGCGCUACAUUCGGGCCUGUGGUGCCUAUCGCAACUACAAGAAGUUGUUGGGCCCCUGCCGCUCACACAAGGAGCGUGUCAGUGUCCUCCGGGCAGAGCUGGAAGCCCUGGGCAUGAAGGGUAACCCUUCCUUAGAGAAGUGCCGGGCCCUGAAAGAGCGGCGGGAGGAGGCAGCUGAGGUGGCCUCCUUGGACAUUACCAACAUCAUCAGCGGUUCAGGCCGGCCACGCAGACGCACAGCUUGGAACCCAUUAGGAGAAGCUGACCCCCCAGGGGAGCUAUACCGCCGGACUUUGGGCUCAGAUGAUGAGCAGCCCCCUGUCCCACCCCCGGAUUGGUCACAUAUGCGUGGCAUCAUCAGCAGUGAUGGAGAGAGUAACUGAACUCCUACCCUUCCAAGAGGCUUUCCACUUGUAGAAGGCAGAUAUGGCACUUGCACCCCUCUGCCCCCAUUCCAAUCUUUGCCUGCAAAGCAGAAACAGCUUUCUUCAAAGACUUUGCAGCCCCCACGGACACAAGUUAUUGGGAUCCUAAUUCUCAUUAGUUUAAGGUGUGUGCAGGAGUUUAUUUUUUAAGCCUCAAUAAAGGAGUUGUUUUAAUCA